Molecule: messenger RNA, 1130 nt
Organism: Erinaceus europaeus (western European hedgehog)
Lineage: Eukaryota; Metazoa; Chordata; Mammalia; Eulipotyphla; Erinaceidae
Gene: TYMS
Product: thymidylate synthetase
Exons: 7
Coding region: 34-969 (311 amino acids)
Biological process (GO): dTMP biosynthetic process
Cellular component (GO): mitochondrion; cytosol
Molecular function (GO): thymidylate synthase activity
Source: RefSeq, a predicted model, not a curated record
CGCGGCCCCCGGCACCCCGCACCGGCCCGCGCCAUGCCCGCCGGCUCCGAGCCCACUCGCCCGCCCGUCGCCUCGCCCCAGGAGCCCGGGGACCCGCACCCGGAGCCGCACGGGGAGCUGCAGUACCUGCGGCAGGUGCGGCACAUCCUUCGCUGCGGGGCCCGCAAGCAGGAGCGCACGGGCACCGGGGUCCUGUCGGUGUUCGGCCUGCAGGCGCGCUACAGCCUCCGAGAUGAGUUUCCUCUGCUGACAACCAAGCGCGUGUUCUGGAAAGGUGUUCUGGAAGAGCUGCUGUGGUUCAUCAAGGGAUCCACCAACGCUAAGGAGCUGUCUUCCAAGGGCGUGAGAAUCUGGGAUGCCAACGGGUCUCGAGACUUCUUGGACAGCCUAGGAUUCUCCGCCAGAGAGGAAGGGGACUUGGGCCCGGUUUACGGCUUUCAGUGGAGGCACUUUGGGGCCGAAUACAAAGAUAAAGACUCAGAUUAUUCAGGCCAAGGAGUAGACCAGUUACAAAAAGUGAUCGACACCAUCAAAUCCAACCCUGAUGACAGAAGAAUCAUCUUGUGUGCUUGGAAUCCAAAAGAUCUGCCUCUCAUGGCCCUGCCUCCGUGCCACGCCCUCUGCCAGUUCUAUGUGGUGAACGGUGAGCUGUCCUGCCAGUUGUACCAGAGGUCUGGAGACAUGGGCCUGGGUGUGCCUUUCAACAUCGCCAGCUACGCACUGCUCACCUACAUGAUCGCCCACAUCACAGGCCUGAAGCCAGGUGACUUUGUACACACGUUGGGUGAUGCGCAUAUCUACCUGAAUCACAUCGAGCCACUGAAGACACAGCUUCAGCGAGAACCAAGGCCUUUCCCGAAACUCAAAAUCCUCCGAGAGGUUGACAGAAUUGAUGACUUCAAGGCUGAAGACUUCCAGAUUGAGGGCUACAACCCUCACCCAUCCAUUAAGAUGGAGAUGGCUGUUUAGAGCGCGUGGAGGACAGUAUCUGCCUUGAAGAAUCGUGUUUGAUGUAUAUUAUUGCUGCAGUGAAGUUUUCUACAUUUAUUCUGUAUCUUUUUUUUUACUGUGUUGCCAUUCUGUGUAAUUAAAUCCCUGCUAAAUAAACGUGUACAGUAUUCUCAUUUGGA